AUGGCUAUUGAUGUGAUGAAAUCCAAGCAAUCCAACUGGGGUCCCCACUUUCCGCUAGGAGAAGGACAAUUCGUUCAAGAGGCAGUUGCGUGUAUCUAUCUAUAUAUAUCAAAUUUAAAAGGUGGCCUUGGCCAUCAAGAGUUUUAUCUUGUUAUCUCUUUUGGUAAAGACACGAUGACAUUAAUGUUGUCAAACAAUUUGGGUUUCUUCCCAGGUGACCUUGUUGCUCCGCCAAAAGGACAGGUCCAACAUGCUUAA
Molecule: messenger RNA, 258 nt
Organism: Dovyalis caffra
Lineage: Eukaryota; Viridiplantae; Streptophyta; Magnoliopsida; Malpighiales; Salicaceae
Source: the annotation of a GenBank genome assembly